AUGGCUGAGCAAAGCCCUGAAUCCCAUCAGCCUGUUGGUGAGGAGGAGCAAGCAGGAGCUGUUUUAGCUGCUGAAGAAGCAGUAGAGCCGCCUCUUGCAUCAGCUGAUAUUCAAGUUCAACAGGUUUCAGCUUCAGCUCUUGCUCCGGCUCCGGCGGUUUCUGUGGUGGAAAAGGAAGUUCCUUUAUCGCUUGCUCAACCACCAACCACCGCCGUUUUAGCUGAGGAGAAAGUUUCGGUGACUUCUUCAUCUGGGCCGUUGGGAACCCAGAAGGAGGCUGCCGCCGGUGAAGGCGGUGAAGGGUUUCUUCCUAAGCCGGUGCCGCCGCCGGGAGCUCUGGAGGAAGGUAAAAAGAUUGGCGGUGGUCCUGAAUCGUGGGUGUCUUUUAAGGAAGAGAGUAAUGUUGUCUCAGAUCUCACCGAUUUCCAAAGAAAAGCCCUUGAAGAGCUUAAAUCUUCAGUUCAAGAAGGUUUAAAGAACAAUGCUUUUACUGCCCCAUUACCAGCCCAGAAGAAAAAGGAGGAGAUUUCAUCAGAAGGGGAAAAAAGUACUCAAGUGGAAGGGGAAAAAGCUGAGGAGAAAUCAGAAAUUUCAACCAGUGGUGGUGAAGCAGAGGAAGUGUCCAUCUGGGGCAUCCCUCUGAUGAAAGAUGACAGGAGUGAUGUAAUUCUGUUGAAAUUCCUGCGUGCUCGGGAUUUCGAUGUAAAGAAAGCAUUUUUAAUGUUGCAGAACACCUUGAUUUGGAGGAAACAGUACAAUGUAGAUGGUUUGAUUGAUGAGGAUUUGGGAGAUGAUUUAGAUAAAGUUGUGUUUAUGCACGGGCAUGAUAAAGAUGGACACCCUGUUUGCUAUAAUGUUUAUGGGGAGUUUCAGAAUAAGGAGCUGUAUAAUAAGACAUUUGCUGAUGAGGAGAAGAGGAAGAAGUUCUUGAGAUGGAGGAUUCAGUUCCUGGAGAAGAGUAUAAGAAAGUUGGAUUUUAGGCCUGGUGGGAUCAAUACCAUAUUUCAGGUUAGUGAUUUGAAGAAUUCACCUGGACCUGGGAAAAGGGAGCUGAGGAUUGCCACUAGGCAGGCUUUGCAAUUGCUUCAAGACAAUUACCCAGAAUUUGUGGCAAAGCAGGUGUUCAUCAACGUUCCUUGGUGGUAUUUGGCUUUCUACACGAUGAUUGGCCCAUUCUUGACCCAAAGGACCAAAAGCAAGUUCGUGUUUGCUGGCCCUGCAAGGACCGCUGAGACCCUAUUUAAGUAUAUCUCGCCUGAACAAGUUCCUAUCCAAUAUGGAGGGCUUAGUGUAGACUUCUGUGAGUGCAACCCAGAAUUCACUGUUGAUGAUCCUGCCCCAGAGAUUACAAUCAAGCCUGCCACAAAGCAAACUGUGGAAAUUACUGUCAAUGAGAAAUGUGUUCUUGUUUGGGAGCUACGCGUUGUUGGGUGGGAAGUGAGCUACAGUGCCGAAUAUGUUCCUGACACUCCCGGUAGCUAUACUGUUAUCAUACAGAAGCCAAGGAAGAUGUCCCCAACUGAUGAGCCUGUGAUCUCCCACAGCUUCAAGAUUACCGAGCUCGGGAAAAUAUUGCUGACAAUAGACAACCCAACAACAAAGAAAAAGAAGCUUCUUUACAGGAGAAAAAAGAAAAGGCCAGAUGUACCUGAUUCUUCAUUGUUACUUGAGUCGGGUACACGGGACAUGCAAGGUCGAGUUAUUUCUACCUCAUAUCGUCGUGGGAGUCCAACUGGGCAUAAGUCAAAGGGUGAGUCGCAGAUGGGUCAGACCGGUAGUAGUGUGGGACUUGACGAUGUAUUCGAUCAUGCCAGUUUAGACUUACAGAGUGUGAGUGACAAUGAUGAUGUCCCGAUUGAAGAUAUCGACUCGGAAGAGUUUAAUGAUUUCGGAGGUGACUCACCUCCACAUUCACCUCCACAUUCACCUCUAUAUUCAUCUCCACAUUCACCCCCACAUGCACCUCCAGCUAGACAAAGCAAUGUUAUUCGUCUUAGGGUUAGAGGACUUGGAGCUGCAUCUGCAUCUUCAUCUGCAUCAUCAUCAGCAGCGAAUGGAUACAAAAGUCACAUACUUCAAAUCAGGACCUAUCUCUACCGUCAGACCACCUCGGGGCGCCAGAUCGACAAGCUGACACCCGAUCAAGUUGAAUGGUUGCCUUAUGGCCCCGAUCCUUUUUCCGAUGAUCCAAGGACCAUAUAUAGUGGCUGGAUACAGUACCAAGAUAUUAUUGAGCCAUACUUGCCUAGUCGAGUAUUGUGCCAGAUUGGAUACAUCCAGGUCAUCCCUCCACCCAUUCCUCAUCCCCUGAGUGCAAAUCGUAGUGGUAAUCACCACGCCUACAAGAGUGAUCAUGAUAAGACUGCAUGCGCUCCUAAUUACCUCCAAUGGUACUUGAAAUAUUCGCAUCCUUUCUUGGUUUUAGAUGCCACUACUAUAGGUGGAGUUAGAACCACAUCUCAUUGGGUCAACCCUUUGUCCGAAAUUCAUAGAAACUCACUUGAGACAAUCCGCGAAAUUGACGAAGAGAGAGUAAAGGAGCAUGAGGCAUUGUUUGCUCAAUUUCAGGAUGAAUUCCGAUUGAGCCAGAGAGAUUGA
Messenger RNA from Oldenlandia corymbosa var. corymbosa, 2598 nucleotides. NCBI's taxonomy places the organism in Eukaryota, Viridiplantae, Streptophyta, Magnoliopsida, Gentianales, Rubiaceae. The record is from the annotation of a GenBank genome assembly.